Messenger RNA from Sclerotinia trifoliorum, 2212 nucleotides. Lineage: Eukaryota; Fungi; Ascomycota; Leotiomycetes; Helotiales; Sclerotiniaceae. The record is from the annotation of a GenBank genome assembly.
UCUCCUUCUCAGGAACGAACCACAAGAUACUUGUUCCAGCCAAAUUCCACCACCACUUUUUAACUACGAACCGAACCAAAGCAGAAAAUAAAAUAAAAAGGUACGUACCCAAAAAAGCAACCAAGCACUACCUCAAAUUCCGCAUUCAAGCAUCAACCCCGAAUUCCGCAAACAUACCAUACCAUUUCUCAACCUGGAACAUUUUCCAAAAAAUUCAACUACGGUUUUGAUCGAAUCCAAUCAGUUUUUCCAUGGAUCUGAUCAAAUGGAGUAAAAAUAAUUUAUACUAAUUCUCAUCCUAUUUAACAGCUACCAUUACCAGUUACGGACAAUUAUUUACAAUACUCACAAUUACAAAUACAAACACGCAAUCAAUUAUUACAUUUUAGACAAUUUACAUUCACCGUCCAUCAGGUAAAUUCAUUCCUCGAAUUCAUACAUUCAUACAUACAUACAUACAUACAAUUCAUUUCAAUCCAACCAUUCUCAUCCUUUUUACCGCGUUUCUCGGUGCUCGGCAACUUUCCCGCAAAAGAAGAGCGCGCCUUUGCUCUUCCACUUCCAGUUAAAUUUCAGCCCAUCUUUUUCUCAGAGGCUGAGAUAAUAAACUCGGCUCAACCCAAAAUUUCACACCAUUCUUAAUCAAGUCUUCGUUAACCAGGUUUCUGCGACAAAGCAGGACAACAGCCUCUCCACCACCUCCCCAUAAGCAGUAAGGUCGUCGGCAACCACCUCAAAACAGUUAUUCUCGUCAUACCUUACCUCAAUUAAGAUAUUUUAUAAUUCUUAUCAAAAUGGCCGAUAUCACAGAUCAACACGACCAAAAUUCACCAUCAACUCUUGAUGAACAUGCUGUCGGUAACGGUAACCCAAUUGCUGGAUCCGAUGCUCGUGGUAUUAAACGCGCAAGACCUGCCACUGCAGAAGAUGACGAUGAUGAUGAUGAUAAACCCGGUCGCGAAAGAAGAAAAAUCGAGAUCAAGUUUAUUACGGAUAAAUCGCGUCGCCACAUCACAUUUUCCAAAAGAAAGGCUGGUAUCAUGAAGAAGGUUAGUUUCAAUCGUUAUUUGUGUCAAUGACGAUACGCGUCAAAUGCAAUGCGACGCGCCUAUCCUGUGCGAAGAGCGGUAGCUGAUUUUAUGAUUGAUUUUUUAGGCAUACGAAUUAUCAGUCUUAACAGGAACCCAAGUCCUCCUCUUAGUCGUAUCCGAAACCGGCCUUGUAUACACUUUCACAACACCAAAGCUGCAACCUUUGGUCACAAAAGCGGAAGGGAAGAAUCUGAUUCAAGUAUGCGCAAAUCACUCAGCCUCACCUGGAUUGAUAAAGAUCCCAUGCUAACAUCAAUCAGGCCUGCUUGAACGCACCCGAGCCUACCGGAAAUGGUGAGAACGGGGUUGAUGAUGGAAACACAGUUGAAUCGCCAGAGGAGCCAACUCCACAACAUCUGCCACCACAACAACAAGGCCGCCCUGGAAUGCCACAACAGGCACCACAAAUGCACCCAGGCUAUGGCGUACAAGGGCUAUCGCAGGAACAGCAACAAGCUAUUGCGUACCAGAAUUAUAUGGCUCAUCAACAGCGAGGGGGGUAUAUGCCUCCACAAGCUGGCAUGCCACAACCGCAAGCACAUCAAUCAUAAUACCGUUGCGGAGUCCCAGUACACGAAACGGGUCGAAUAAGUCAUUCAAACUUGAUACCCGGCACAUAAUAUAAGAGUGUUCUGCACCAAUCGUGUCUUGCGGGGUCCAAUUUUCUCUAACGUUGCUUCCGAAGGUGUUAAGGUGUCUAUUUUCUAUUAUAUGGGGGUUUUUCAUUUGAUCUGCAGACACAUGUUCGCAGUAUCACCUAAGCAGACAAAAUUUGCGAUAAUGAGAUAAUAACCUUGCCAUAAUUCGAGAUUUCGUAUAUGGUAAAAGGGGAAGGGGGCGUGUAAGGUUGUUUGUUGGUGGGGGGAAGCUUUGGCAGGCGAGGUGGGCGGCCAAGUUUGGUUCUGCAAAUUCCCUAUACUUUUCUGUCUAUCGUCUCUGAUCGGUUGGGUUCUAGCAUGGUGAUGGUGAUAGUGGAUGAGUAUGGGAAAGGAUAACAUGGUGCAUCAUGAUGGGGAUGAUAUCAAAAGGAUGGUGGUGGGUAGUGGAUAGUCAGGAAUUUUCUAGCUUGAGGUUGUUGUAGUAGCUCUCUCUUGUACAGUAAAAAAUCAUUCCCGGGGAGA